GUGUGUGUGUGUGUAGUGAUAUUAAGACUAGUGAAGGUGGAUGGGGAGGAGAGAAUCUGAGAGUGAAAGAAAUAAAAGAAGGAAUGGAAAGAGAGAGGGAGAGGAAAUAAGAGAGGAAGGAGGGAGGACUGCUUUAGAGCUGCUAAGAUUGCAGACAGAAAUAGCACACAACCACCGUGAGCUCUACGCGACUCAGAAACCAAGACUAAAUUGUAUUCACUUUUACUCAUCAGUGGCUCAGAAAAAAAGGAAAUGAUAUCUGGUCGUGUCUUCUUCUACAUCUUGAUUUUUGGAAAAUAUUUGGCACAUGGGAGUGGACAAGAUGUCAGCUGCUCCCUUGGCUAUUUCCCCUGUGGGAACAUCACCAAGUGUCUGCCCCAGUUUCUUCAUUGUAAUGGUGUGGAUGAUUGUGGGAAUCUGGCUGAUGAGGACAACUGUGGAGACAACAAUGGAUGGCCUUUACAAUUUGAAGAAUAUAUGUCCAGUUACUACAAAAAAAGGUCCCAGUUUUCCUUUAAUUCAAACACAUCCGAAUGCUUGAUCGGUUCUGUGCCAGUGCAAUGUACUUGCCAAAGCUUACUUCUUGACUGUGAAGGAACCAAUUUACGAGCUAUCCCAUCAGUUUCUUCAAAUGUGACUUUGAUGUCACUUAACCGGAACUUAAUAAGAAAGCUUCCUCCUCAUGGCUUCAAGAAGUACCAUGAUCUACAGGAGCUGUACCUACAAGACAAUAAGAUUAGAUCCAUCACCAUCUAUGCUUUCAGAGGACUACAUAAUCUUCUUAAACUGUAUCUCAGUCAUAACAGAUUAACCUUCUUGAAACCGGGGAUUUUUGAAGACCUUCACAGAUUAGAAUGGCUGAUAAUUGAAGAUAACCACCUCAGUCGAAUUUCCCCACUAACAUUUUAUGGACUAAAUUCUCUGUUUUUCUUAGUGCUGAUGAACAAUGUCCUCACCCGUUUGCCUGAUAAGCCUCUUUGUCAGCAUAUGCCAAGACUACAUUGGCUGGACUUUGAAGGCAACCAUAUCCACAAUUUAAGAAACUUGACUUUCAUUUCCUGCUCUAACUUAACUGUUUUGGUAAUGAGGAAAAACAAAAUUCAUCACAUAAAUGAAAAUACGUUUGCACCACUCAAGAGACUGUAUGAAUUGGACCUAGGAUUUAAUAAGAUUGAAAGCAUCCCACCAAUUGUAUUUAAGGAUCUGAAGGAGCUUUCACAAUUGAAUCUUUCUUAUAACCCAAUCCAGAACAUUCAAGUAGACCAAUUUGAUCAUCUCGUCAAACUCAGGUCUCUCAGCCUAGAAGGAAUUGAAAUUUCAAAUAUCCAACAAAGGAUGUUUAGACCUCUUAAGAAUCUCUCUUACAUAUAUUUUAAGAAAUUCCAGUACUGUGGCUAUGCACCACAUGUGCGAAGUUGUAAACCGAACACGGAUGGAAUCUCAUCUCUAGAGAAUCUCUUGGCAAACAUUAUUCAAAGAAUAUUUGUCUGGGUUGUAUCUGCAGUUACAUGCUUUGGAAACAUCUUUGUAAUUUGCAUGCGGCCUUAUAUCAGGUCUGAGAACAAACUACAUGCUAUGUCAAUCGUUUCUCUCUGCUGUGCUGACUGCCUAAUGGGAGUAUACUUAUUUGUGAUUGGAGCCUUUGACAUAAAGUUCCGAGGUGAAUACAAUAAGCAUGCACAGCUGUGGAUGGAGAGUAUUCAUUGCCAACUUGUGGGAUCUCUGGCCAUUCUCUCCACAGAAGUAUCAGUAUUACUUUUGACAUUUCUAACAUUGGAAAAAUACAUCUGCAUUGUGUAUCCAUUUAGAUGUUUACGACCUCGAAAAUGCAGAACAAUUACAGUUCUGGUUCUCAUUUGGAUUACUGGGUUUUUCAUGGCUUUCAUGCCAAUGAGCAAUAAGGAAUUUUUCAAAAAUUACUAUGGCACCAAUGGAGUAUGUUUCCCUCUUCAUUCAGAAGAUACAGAAAGUUUUGGAGCUCAGAUUUACUCUGUGGCAAUUUUUCUCGGCAUUAACUUGGCAGCAUUUAUCAUCAUAGUUUUUUCCUAUGGAAGCAUGUUUCACAGCAUUCAUCAAAGUGCCAUAUCAGCAAUGGAAAUGCGGAAUCCAGUUAAAAAAGAGAUGAUCCUUGCCAAGCGUUUUUUCUUUAUUGUAUUUACUGACGCAUUAUGCUGGAUACCCAUUUUUAUAGUGAAAGUUCUUUCACUGCUUCAGGUAGAAAUACCAGGUACCAUAACUUCUUGGAUAGUGAUUUUUAUCCUGCCCAUCAACAGCGCUUUGAACCCAAUUCUCUAUACUCUGACCACAAGACCAUUUAAGGAAAUGAUUCAGCAGAUUUGGAUUAACUACAGACAAAGAAAAUCUAUUGACAGUAAAGGGAGUCAGAAAGCAUACCCUCCAUCAUUCAUCUGGGUAGAAAUGUGGCCACUGCAGGAGAUGCCGCCUGACUUAAUGAAGCCAACUCUUUUCACAAACUCCUGUGAAUUGUCACUGAUUUCCCAGUCAACCAGACUCAAUUUUUAUUCCUAACAGUAUUUCUUCACAGAGAAUUCUGCAAAUGCUUCACUGUGUGUUAAUUGAUAGAAAAUGAAUACCACAAAAUUAAUCAUUUCUAGUCAUGAGUAGAGACCAAGAAGUUAGUGGGGGAAAUUAAAAUGAUGCCCAUAUAGGGGAAAAUAAAUUAUAGUGGUAAUGUUUAUACACAAAUACAUAUUUUGUGUAGGAAAUUAAAUCUACUUCAGAAUAAUUCUUUUUUUUUUUUAAUCAUGCUUUGAGUACCUGUGUGUGGCUUUAUGGUAAAUUACAGGAAAUAGUGUAGAAUCUUUUCAACUUGCGAUAUUAACUUGUGUCUAACCACAACAUAAUGUACACCUAGAAUACACCUACAACUCCUAACUUAAGGUAGCAUUUUAUUGUGCAUAUAAGUAAAUGUAAGAAUUGUGGGUACUUUAAUAAAGGUUUGAAGUUUAGAACACAUGGCAUAGUAGUAUCAGGAAAUGUCAACUGUUUGCAAAAGUACAGAUAUUCUGUUAUAAGAAUUCAGCAUACCUCUCUUCAAGUCUCUGUGCACUUAACCGCCAAUACAACACACUUAAUACUAUGAAAAUGUUGCUUAUGCAAAUUCAGAACAUUACUGCCAUUUCUUGUCCAGCUAUUUGCUUUAAAUAAGCACCACCAUAUGGAACCAAAAAGGAAAGGCAGAAGUAUUGCAGUGAAAUGAAUCAGAAAAGCUAGGAGAUAGACAUUUAAAUGGAUGGAAUAGGAUUGUGAAUCCAGACGUUUAUAGUUGACCAAUUUUUGACAAAGAGGUCCAGAUAAUGAAAUGGAGAAAGUACAGUUUUUUCACAAGUGUUGCUGGAACAACUGAAUAUUCACAUGCAAAAGAGUUAAUAAAGCCCCUUUUAUACUAUAUAUAAAAAUCAAUUCAAAAUGAAUCAACAACCUAAAUAUAAAAUAAGACUUUAAAAUAUUGGUAACUCUUCAAGACGCUCCGAUACGAUGACAAAAUCAUGACAAACA
Messenger RNA from Erinaceus europaeus (western European hedgehog), 3519 nucleotides. RefSeq names its product relaxin family peptide receptor 1 (gene RXFP1). Gene Ontology annotation, molecular function: G protein-coupled receptor activity; protein binding. Gene Ontology annotation, biological process: G protein-coupled receptor signaling pathway. The record is from RefSeq and is a predicted model, not a curated record. The transcript has 18 exons. Gene Ontology annotation, cellular component: membrane. Lineage: Eukaryota; Metazoa; Chordata; Mammalia; Eulipotyphla; Erinaceidae. Bases 253 to 2529 code for a protein of 758 amino acids.